AUGUCGUACUACGAGGGUGGCCAGUAUGGCGAGAAACCGUCGGAGCGGUCGAGAUGGACGCCGUUGCACAGACUAUUGCUUUCGGGAGAGAUGACGCAGGAGAAGCAGAAGGAUCUCACGGCCAGGGAAAACUUUGACAAGUGGAUGAUUAAUGAGGGCUACCGAAGAUUCUUCGUCUUCGUUUUCAUGUUCCUCCACGCUCUCGUCUUCGCGUUUGGAUUCGUCAAUUACGCGGUGAAGGAUAAUCUGCAAGGAGCGAGAGACACAUUUGGUCCGACAUAUAUGAUUGCCAGAUCUGCGGCGCUGGUUCUUCAUCUCGAUGUCGCCUUGGUCCUUCUACCAGUCUGCAGAACAUUCAUCUCGAUGGCCCGACAGACACCGCUCAACGGCAUCAUCCAGUUCGAUAAGAACAUCACGUUUCACAUCACCACAGCGUGGUCCAUCUUCUUCUUCUCGUGGGUCCACACCAUUGCCCAUUGGAACAACUUUGCGCAGAUUGCGGCAAAGAACAACUUGGGCAUCUACGGAUGGCUCGUGGCGAACCUCGUGUCGGGUCCGGGAUGGUCGGGAUACAUCAUGUUGAUCGCACUGACCGGGAUGGUGGUGACGUCCUACGAGAAGCCCCGCCGCGCGAACUACGAGCGAUUCUGGUAUACCCACCACAUGUUCAUCGUGUUCUUCAUGUUCUGGUCCUUCCACGGCGCCUUCUGCAUGAUCCAGCCCGACUUCGCACCGUUCUGUAUCUCAGUGGGCACUUCGGCCAUUGGAGUCUUCUGGCAGUACUGGAUGUACGGUGGGUUCAUCUAUCUGGCUGAACGAAUUGCUCGCGAGGUGCGCGGCCGCCACAAGACAUACGUGUCGAAGGUUAUACAGCACCCCAGCAACGUCUGCGAGAUCCAGAUCAAGAAGGAGAACACCAAGACAAAGGCGGGCCAAUACAUAUUCUUCUGCUGUCCCGAAGUAUCGCUCUGGCAGUAUCAUCCGUUCACCUUGACCAGCGCGCCGGAAGAGGACUAUAUCUCUAUCCACAUGAGAGUGGCUGGUGACUUCACCACUGCUGUGUCGACAGCCCUUGGAUGCGAGUGGAAGAAGAGAGAUGCCAAGGACAGCUCCAAGGUUGUGGGAGUCAACGACAACAACGACGGGGUGGAUCCCGCUCUCCGGAGAGUGCUGCCCCGCGUGUACGUGGACGGCCCCUUCGGAUCAGCCUCCGAAGACGUGUUCAAGUACGAGAUCUCCGUCCUCUGCGGUGCGGGUAUCGGCGUGACGCCCUUCGCCUCCAUCCUGAAGUCGAUCUGGUACCGCAUGAACUACCCGCAGAAGAAGACCCGCCUGGCCAAGGUGUACUUCUUCUGGAUCUGCCGAGACUUCGGCUCGUUCGAGUGGUUCCGGUCGCUGCUCAUGGCCAUCGAGGCCCAGGACGUGGACGGCCGCAUCGAGAUCCACACCUACCUGACGGCCAAGAUCAAGGCCGACGACGCGACCAACAUCAUGAUCAACGACGCCAACGCCGACAAGGACACCAUCACCGGACUGCGGAGCCCGACGAACUUCGGCCGCCCCAACUGGGACAUGAUCUUUAGGGGCAUCAGGAAGCUGCACGCCCCCGCCGAGGCGGGUGUGUUCUUCUGCGGUCCCAAGGGGCUGGGUAGUGCGCUGCACGUCUUCUGUAACAAGUACAGUGAGCCUGGCUUCUCCUUUGUCUGGGGCAAAGAGAACUUCUAG
Molecule: messenger RNA, 1725 nt
Organism: Anthostomella pinea
Lineage: Eukaryota; Fungi; Ascomycota; Sordariomycetes; Xylariales; Xylariaceae
Source: the annotation of a GenBank genome assembly